This is a messenger RNA of Vitrella brassicaformis, 3683 nucleotides long. The record is from the annotation of a GenBank genome assembly. Lineage: Eukaryota; Vitrellaceae.
AACCUGGGUAGGUUGACUGACGAACCCUGCUGGUUGGGCUACUCCAACCAUUGAAUAUGCUGUCAAGGUGAGCCGGGCAGCUAACUACACUAACCUGCUUACAUCAUCAACUCCACCUUUUGUUCUAUGCAGCCGUUCAUCGUCGGCCCUUGCAUCAGAAGAGAGGCCAGACCGUCGUCAGAGAGACCAUCAUGACGGCCGCGGGCGGCACAAACGGCGCCAUAGAGCCCCUUCUCGACAGGCAAGCACAGCACAGAACGGAGAAAUGCCACCCACGGAAGAGGCGGCUGCACACUCGCUCGCCCAUCUCAUGACAUUAAUUGCCUCUGUGUGGCCUGUCUGCCUGUGCAGUCAUCUUCGUCUGAGUCUUCUUCUUAUCCUUCGAGCAGUAGCAGCAGUGAGUCGUUGUCCAGUGAGUCGUCGGAGGACAGGCGGAAACGGAAAAGAGAGCGGGGACGGUCCCAUCGCAGCGCAAAAGGUAGGUAGGUAUUUCGGCAGGCACAAAGGCGGCGCUGCGUGGCUGCCUGUGCGGACGGAUCUGAUAUGUGUGUAUCCCUCUUUCUGUCUGUCUGUGUGUGUGUGUGUGUGUCAUGUGAUUGAUGUGUGUGUUGUGUUGUGCAGGUGGUCGCAGGCGCGUUUAUGAUGCUGUGAGUCCGAGCAGCUCGGAUGAGCACCGCCAUCGCAUGAAGAAACACCGUUCACGCUCACGAAGUAAGCAGCCAAUCGGUGGAAGGAAACACACCCACAGGACACAUCACAUUGCUAAACACACACAUGGAUGGAUGGACACAUAUGUGUGUGUGUGUGUGGAUGUGCCCGUGUGUCACACAGUCAAGAGCCGCCGCAAGGCCGAGAGUUCUCCGAGUAGCAGCAGUAGCGACCAACACGAGCGGCACCGACGAAAGAAAUCACGCCAUCACAGUAAGACAGAGGGACAACACACGUGUCCCGGCCUCUGCCACUGAGCUCUCCUUGUGUGUGUGUGUGUGUGUGUGUGUGUGUGUCGGUUCAGAGAAGCGUUCGUCCCACCAUGGUUCGUCUGACAGACGGCAUGUGUCGCCAAUCAGUGAGCCCACCCCUGAGGCCUCUGACAGCGGCCCAGGGCACCUGACGCACCACCCACACGAGAAGCGAGGUGCGUGUGGUGGCACAACAGACUCACAAGGCCACUCACAGGUCGAUUCUGGUUAUGUGUGUGUGUGUAGGCGGCUGUGGUGGUGCUAGUGCUAGUGUCGACGGUAUGAGCGUGGCUGCGCAUCGGCACCACGGCAGAGGGCCACCAAGUGAGUUGUGAGUUUCGCCAGCGAUGAAUGCAUUAUUUGGUGCAUUCUCUGUCUCUCUCUCUGUGUGUGUGUGUGUGUGUGCAGGUAGUGCUGCCUCUACUGACGGUCGCCAUGUGCACCACGGCGCCGCCGCACCCAUCUUGCCACAGAAGGCCCUGCAUGCGCCUGACGAUGGGACGUACCCCGGCGGCUACGCGCGGCUCAAGGGCGACGCCGUCUCUAUCAUGGUCAGGGAAGGCAAAUCGCUCGACGUCAGCUAUGGUAAGCAGGUGCACCGACGGACGGCAGCAGUGCAGUGCAUAUAUACGCGUACACCUCUCUGUCGCCUCGCCCCCCUCUUUGUGUUGUGUGCAGCUCAGUUUCUGGCCGGCAGGAAGGCUGGCAAGGCUGCUGGUGCCACCCAUCAGCCCGUUGCGCAUGAGACCGUUGCUCACCCGCAGUCAUUGUGGCCUCCCCAACCCCUCCCCCACCAGCCCCCGGCAGCGAAAGUGAGAGUGCGGCCCUUCCACAUGUCGCGGGACCCACCCAAAAGAUUCGAAUUCUCCAAGCGCCCCGGAAGGUUCCUAGCCAUCGGUCGUGUGUCCUAUCUCUCCCCGCCCGGCGGCUGCCCCUCGUCCGGCAGCGGCACGCCACAGACACCCCAGACACCGUCGUCGACCCCCAAAUCAGGCAGCCCAGGCCCACCGCCCACCCGCUCGCCCCUCGACUAUCGACCAAAUCCGAUGGUCCGCAAGAAGGACAGGGGCAUCCUCUCGCUCGCCCCGCACCCGAACGGGACGAAGCAGAGGCCCUCACGGUCGAGGUCGAGGUCGAGGUCGCCGCUGGAUCGUUCGAGGGAGAGGUCUCCCUCACCGAUCUCACCUUCAGACGGGGGGCAACGUCAUGCGAAUCGGCCUGUCACGGAGGAGGAGAGACGAGAGGGGGAGAGGGAGGGGGAGAGGGAGAAUGAGAGAGCGGCUUCCCGCUUCACCAUUGUCCGACAGGAGGAGGACAUGGAAGUGGUGGAGGAGGGGGGCAAGAGGGGUGAUGACGGUGCUCAGCAGCAGCAGCAGGGCGGGACGCCAGUGGCGGUGCCCGAUGAGGUGACCCCGUCCACCAACACGCAGCCGUCGGCCAGUGAGAGGCAGCUCCCUCCAGCAAACGUCACCGCCAUCGUCAUCGACGACAACAGCGACCAAGACCAAGACCCACACAAGACGGAGGAGCAGCCUCCGCUCCCUCCCCCUAUCCCUGCAGCACCGCCACCUGCCCUGUCCUCCUCACAGGCCCCCUCUGAUGAUCCCACACCCUCCACACAGCCACAGCCGCCUACAGUCGUUCGGCUGUCGCCCCUGACCAAGCGGCAGCUGUCACCAAUAACAGCCAAGCCGUCAUUCGGCGACAGCGUCCCCGCGGUCGAUGCGGCAGGUGACGGCAUGAUCAAAGAGGAGCCGCAGAAGACCGAAAGUGACGUCAAGGAGAAGGCUGUAGAGCAGCAGACUGGGGAAGAUAGAGCGGCUUCGGGUGGCGAGAUGGAGGUCGUGGAGAUUGAGGAGCCGGCAACGGAUGCGCGCGGGGCGACCGGACCCCCGGCCCGAGAGGAGCCGACAGCGCCCAUUGACCUUCAAAACCCCACCGAGAACAUUGAGGUUGCAGUGAGCGCCCAUGACCCCUCAGUUGCCUACCAGCCCACUGCCCCAGCGCCACCAGCACCACCACCACUUGUCGAGACCGCUGCUGCUGUUACAGAGGAUCCCGCUAUCGAAUCCCUGGAGCCCCUCGUGUGUCUCGAUACAUGGAAAGGCUCCCCUGUGCUGCCAGAGUACGCAGGGGGCUUCGGUGAGUUCGCAGUGCUGGAGGGUCAGGGCAUCGGCCGCCAGACGCUGCAGGUGCUGGGCAAGGGCAAGGGGGAUGAGUGGGAGGGGGCGCUGCAGAGGCGGGAGGCCAGAUAUAAACGGGAGAUAGCCGCUGCGCAGAGGUACGCUCGCACACAGACACGCAGACACGCAGCAAGGAGAAAGGGGCGGCCAAAUGAUGCAGGCCGACAGGCCAGCAGGCAGGCAGGCCUCUGUCUGUGUGUUUGCUCUUGUCAGGCGUGCAAUGUGGGUGACCCUUGUCGCUCGGAAUUGGCUCACGUGACCAUCCCUUUGGGGAGCUGUUGGGCUCGGUGCUGCAUCUCGGCGAGAUGUCGCACGGAGUUGGACAAUUCGCUUACUGGAUGGAUGGCAAACGGCACAUGAAUUCCAAAUACCUCCCGGCUUGUGUACAUAUGCUGCUUCCUUCCUUGGUCGAAUGGUGCGUGAGUGCCGUGCGACCGACCGAUCGAUCAUUGUCUAGUGCAGAUCCUGACUGACCAGUGAGUGAAGCAACCGAUGGAUGCUGCGUGCUCUCUCUGUGUGUGUGCCGGACGGGCAAGUGGUU